Molecule: messenger RNA, 1134 nt
Organism: Spinacia oleracea (spinach)
Lineage: Eukaryota; Viridiplantae; Streptophyta; Magnoliopsida; Caryophyllales; Amaranthaceae
Product: 4,5-DOPA dioxygenase extradiol 1
Exons: 3
Coding region: 43-867 (274 amino acids)
Molecular function (GO): ferrous iron binding; dioxygenase activity; zinc ion binding
Source: RefSeq, a predicted model, not a curated record
GUUUACCUAGUGAAAUUUCUUUAUUAACUCCAACUGAGAAAAAUGAAAAUGGUUGGAGAUGAAAAUAAUGAAUUGAAAAUCAAAGAAACCUUCUUCAUAACCCACGGAAAUCCGAUUUUGGCAGUAGAGAACACACAUCCACUAAGACUAUUCUUUCAAACUUGGAAACAAAAAAUCUUCUCUAAGAAGCCCAAGGCGAUACUUUUGAUUUCAGGUCACUGGGAAACUGAUCAUCCUUCUAUUAAUGCUGUUCAUAUCAAUGAUACUAUCUACGAUUUUGAUGAUUAUCCUGAUGCCAUGUAUGAGUUCAAGUAUCCAGCUCCUGGAUCUGUAGAGUUGGCAAAACGAGUAGAGGAAGUUCUAAAAAAGUCAGAAUUCGAAACGGUGCACAUUGACCAAAAGCGUGGGUUAGAUCAUGGUGCAUGGGUGCCUCUUAUGUUGAUGUAUCCCGAGGCUAACAUCCCGGUAUGUCAACUCUCGGUUCAACCAAAAAUGGAUGGAACAUACCACUAUAAUUUGGGUCGGGCGUUGGCGCCGUUGAAAGAAGAAGGUGUACUUAUAAUUGGUUCCGGAAGUGCAACACACCCUUUGGAUGAAACACCUCAUUAUUAUGAUGGGGUUGCUCCUUGGGCAGCUGCCUUUGAUUCUUGGCUUCAUGUAGCACUCACUAAAGGAAGGUACGAAGAUGUUAAUAGAUAUGAAACCAAAGCACCAAAUUGGGAACUAGCACAUCCAUUUCCAGAGCAUUUUUAUCCAUUGCACGUAGUCAUCGGCGCCGCCGGUGAAAAGUGGAAGGCAGAGGUUAUUCAUACCAGUUGGGACCAUGGUACGUUGUCUCAUGGCUCCUAUAAGUUCUUUUCCAGCUAACUUUCACCGUGUAAUAUGUUAUUGUUGUGUCAUUUUUUUGUCCAAAAAUUGCUAUUAUUUUACAUGGCCAAAUUGUUCCGAUUAAAAAGUCCAAAAAAAUAAAUUAUUUUCUUGGGCGGUUUUUUAGUCACUGCAUCACUGUCUUAAAAGAAGAAUUGCAUGGAAUUCAUUUACAUCUUAUUAAGUGGUUAAGCUAUCUAUUAAGUCGAUCAGUAGUUUAAGGCUUUACACUUGCUCUUACAAUAUGGUUCAAACUUGUAAGAUUCU